Messenger RNA from Melozone crissalis (California towhee), 936 nucleotides. RefSeq names its product mas-related G-protein coupled receptor member D-like. The transcript has a single exon. Gene Ontology annotation, cellular component: membrane. The record is from RefSeq and is a predicted model, not a curated record. The coding region runs from base 1 to 936 and encodes 311 amino acids. NCBI's taxonomy places the organism in Eukaryota, Metazoa, Chordata, Aves, Passeriformes, Passerellidae. Gene Ontology annotation, biological process: G protein-coupled receptor signaling pathway. Gene Ontology annotation, molecular function: G protein-coupled receptor activity.
AUGGAGGUGACCACCGUGUCCCCAUCUCCUGCCUCACCCACUGAAGGAGAUGAUCUCUGUGAGACAGAUGUCACCAGCGUGGCCAUAGACAGUGUGACACUGCUCAUCUGCCUCUGUGGGCUGGCUGGGAACGGGGCUGUGCUCUGGUUCCUUGGGUCCCAUUUUUUGUCCAGGAACAACACCAUCCUUUACAUUCUGAUGCUGACUUUUUUGGACUUCCUCCUCCUCCUCUUUGUGUUGCCCUCCACUCUGCUCUUCCUGCUGGAGAAUGUGUCCUGCUCUAUCAUCAGGCCCUUGCAGUAUGUGGGGUUGCUUUUCAGGAUGUCAGCGGUGUCACACAGCGUGUGGCUGUGCACACUGACAUUCUUCAGCAUCAAGAGGUGCAGGUCCAUCCACUGCCCACUCUGGCACUGCUGCCACCAUCCCCAGCAGCUGUUGAAGGUGAUCCAUGCCAUGCUCAGGGCCUUCUUCAUCACUUUCAUCAUUGUCAUUGCCAUAAUAUUUUCUCUAUGCAUUGUCCUGUUAUCUGAGCAUUGCUGGGUUUCUUACAUCUCCAUGCACGCCUCCAACCUCCUCCUCUGUGCUCCCUUCAUCCUCAUUUCCAGCAAAAUUGUCUUCACUCAUUUCAAGCCUGGCUUCCAUCAGCAGCAGCCCAAGAGACUCGACAUUGUUAUCUGCCUCAUUGUGCUCUUCACUCUGCCCCUCAGCCUCCGCCAUUUCCUGCCGGAACUCAGCUACAUCGUUGUGCCCUCCCAGGUUGUUUUCCUGCUCAUCUGCAUCCACAGAAGCAGCAACCCCAUCAUUUGCUUCUUGGUGGGGAGGUGCUGGAGGCCCUGCUCUGUGGAGUCCCUCCUGCUCUCCCUCCAGAGGGUCUUUGAGGAGCCAGAAGACAACACUGACCACAGCCAUGAUACCACCAUGUACAGAGAGGCCUGA